Messenger RNA from Octodon degus (degu), 953 nucleotides. RefSeq names its product serine/threonine/tyrosine interacting protein (gene Styx). Gene Ontology annotation, biological process: protein dephosphorylation; regulation of ERK1 and ERK2 cascade; negative regulation of protein binding. The record is from RefSeq and is a predicted model, not a curated record. NCBI's taxonomy places the organism in Eukaryota, Metazoa, Chordata, Mammalia, Rodentia, Octodontidae. Gene Ontology annotation, molecular function: F-box domain binding; protein tyrosine/serine/threonine phosphatase activity. Bases 271 to 942 code for a protein of 223 amino acids. The transcript has 11 exons. Gene Ontology annotation, cellular component: cytoplasm; nucleoplasm.
GGAUCCUGGGCUGCCAGAGGGGCGCGGAGACUCGGGGGGAGGGGCGGAGGGAGGCGGCAGCAGCAUGGCGGCCGGGCGCGGGCCGCACAGCCCUCCUCUUCCCCUUUGCCGCCGCCGCCACCACCACCGGAGUCGCUGGGACGCCCUCGUCAGCGAGUGUUAGUUGGGAGGCGUCCGCCCCGCCGGCCCUCCUUCCUAUCGCCGCCGCGGGUCGGGCCGGCGGGCGCUCCCCCGCCCACCCCGCCCGCCCGCCCGCUCGCGGGCCGGGCCAUGGAGGACGUGAAGCUGGAGUUCCCCUCGCUCCCACAGUGCAAGGACGACGCCGAGGAGUGGACCUACCCUAUGAGACGAGAGAUGCAGGAAAUUUUACCCGGAUUAUUCUUAGGCCCAUAUUCUUCUGCUAUGAAAAGCAAGCUACCUAUACUACAGAAACAUGGAGUAACUCAUAUAAUUUGCAUACGACAAAAUAUUGAAGCAAACUUUAUUAAACCGAAUUUUCAGCAGUUAUUUAGAUACUUAGUCUUGGAUAUUGCAGAUAAUCCAGUGGAAAAUAUAAUACGUUUUUUCCCGAUGACUAAGGAAUUUAUUGAUGGGAGCUUACAAACUGGAGGAAAAGUUCUUGUUCAUGGAAAUGCAGGGAUCUCCAGAAGUGCUGCCUUUGUUAUUGCAUACAUUAUGGAAACAUUUGGGAUGAAGUACAGAGAUGCAUUUGCAUAUGUGCAAGAAAGAAGAUUUUGUAUUAAUCCUAAUGCUGGAUUUGUCCAUCAACUUCAGGAAUAUGAAGCCAUCUACCUAGCAAAGUUAACAAUACAGAUGAUGUCGCCACUUCAAAUAGAAAGGUCCUUAUCUGUUCAUUCUGGUACCACAGGCAGUUUGAAGAGAACACAUGAAGAAGAUGAUGAUUUUGGAAACAUGCAAGUGGCAACUGCACAGAACGGCUGAUUCAAGAGUAA